AGAAAAAAGCGAAUCAGUUAACAGUUGUCACUUGCCCAAUCUUCGAACACGAUUUUGGAUUUUCUAAUCUGAGACUGAGAUGAGUAGCAGCACCACCAUGACUUUGUCACCGGCGAUCGCUGCCGCCGUUAGUCCUCCGUCCUCUCACGACUAUCUCUCCUCUUCCGCCACUAUAGCUACCACCACCACACCCACCCCCAUCUCUCUCAAAUCUUGCAUCCUCGCACCUCUCUCGCUCAUUACUCCCCAGUCUCGAAUCACACGCUCAACCUCAAGAAAAACUCCUCGAAUCACGAUUCGAUGCGGUGUCGCUACAAAAUCCGCUGAUUCGGUGAACUUAGACGCGUCAUCAUCGGAGGAAGAUAUCGAAGCGGCGGAGGCGAAGGCGAAGAUAGGAUCUAGGGUUAGAGUAACGGCUCCGUUGAAGGUUUAUCAUGUGAAUCGAGUACCAGAGGUUGAUUUGGAAGGUAUGGAAGGUAAACUCAAAGAUUACGUCUCUGUUUGGAAAGGGAAACGAGUCUCAGCUAAUCUUCCCUAUAAGGUUGAGUUCUUUAUAGAGAUUGAAGGUCGUGGUCCUGUUAAAUUUGUCUCUCACCUUAAAGAUGACGAGUUCGAGUUCAUGGAUCAGUGAUUGAAACGAUCAGGCAUAGAUUAUUUUUUUCUCCUUUCUCAGUGUUUGUUUUUUGUUGUGUUUACUGGAGAUCUGGGAAUGGAGAAGGAUUUGUAUGUAGUGAUGUGUAUACCCUUUAGCAAAUCAUAUACAUAAGGUUUCUUCACUCUACAUUUGGCUU
This is a messenger RNA of Camelina sativa (false flax), 791 nucleotides long. RefSeq names its product ferredoxin-thioredoxin reductase subunit A1, chloroplastic. Gene Ontology annotation, biological process: photosynthesis. The record is from RefSeq and is a predicted model, not a curated record. Lineage: Eukaryota; Viridiplantae; Streptophyta; Magnoliopsida; Brassicales; Brassicaceae.